AUGGCUGAUAUGAUAACGAAGGACAGCGAUCCCGGAACAUUGGUGGAGCACGACCUGAUUUUGUUGCGUAUACUGUCCCUGUUUUUCCAAUCAGUGCUAUUCGGAGCCUUUGCGAUGGCAUAUGUUACGACGUGGUUGUCGCUGAAGAGCACGAAACAAUCUCAGUUACUGGAGAAGCGGAAGACUGUGCUGCGGCAGGCGAUCACCGUGAUGUUGUUGACCGCAUUCUUCCAUCUGUGUCUGACGUUCAACGUGGCCUUGUCACCAACGACUGGCUAUGAAGGACGAGUAGACACUCAAUAUCUUUCCUUCGAAGACGAACACUCGCUAUUCUUCUCGGCAAACGGGUUCCAGUAUUACCUUUACGUGACACAGACCACGAUCGCCAACUGCUUAUUGACAUAUAUCUUGUACCUGAAGUCUAAUGGUAACCCCAAAGCAUUUGCACCUGCCCUAUCCGCAUCGGUCUUGGCAACUGCAUUUGGAUAUUCCGCCUCUGCUGGAGGACUAUGA
Molecule: messenger RNA, 513 nt
Organism: Dichomitus squalens LYAD-421 SS1
Lineage: Eukaryota; Fungi; Basidiomycota; Agaricomycetes; Polyporales; Polyporaceae
Exons: 5
Coding region: 1-513 (170 amino acids)
Source: RefSeq, a predicted model, not a curated record